Molecule: messenger RNA, 616 nt
Organism: Leucoraja erinaceus (little skate)
Lineage: Eukaryota; Metazoa; Chordata; Chondrichthyes; Rajiformes; Rajidae
Product: serine/threonine-protein phosphatase PP1-beta catalytic subunit-like
Exons: 3
Coding region: 65-601 (178 amino acids)
Biological process (GO): circadian regulation of gene expression; regulation of circadian rhythm
Cellular component (GO): cytoplasm; nucleus
Molecular function (GO): protein serine/threonine phosphatase activity
Source: RefSeq, a predicted model, not a curated record
GUAUACCCAGUACACACAGGGUUACUCCCUCUCUGUGUCUGUGUGUGUGUACACAGGCGCUAAGAUGGCGGACGGGGAGCUGAAUGUGGACAGCCUGAUCGCCCGCCUGCUGGAGGUGCGAGGAUGUCGCCCUGGAAAGAUUGUACAGAUGACGGAGGCCGAAGUGCGGGGCCUGUGUAUAAAGUCACGGGAAAUCUUCCUCAGCCAACCUAUUCUCCUGGAGUUGGAAGCACCCUUGAAGAUCUGUGGUGACAUUCAUGGACAAUACACUGAUCUCCUGAGGUUGUUCGAAUAUGGAGGCUUUCCGCCGGAAGCAAACUACUUGUUCUUGGGCGAUUACGUAGAUCGAGGGAAGCAGUCCCUAGAGACCAUUUGCCUCCUCCUCGCAUACAAGAUUAAAUACCCAGAGAACUUCUUUCUCUUGCGGGGAAACCACGAGUGUGCCAGCAUCAACCGCAUCUAUGGCUUCUACGAUGAGUGUGAGUAUCCAGCUGCUGCAACUCAACUUGCUGUGCAGAACAUGAGCAGCACCUUUAACCUGGACAGCGCAAUGUGUAGACACGCGAGGCCAAGCACAGGCUCCUCCGCUCAGUCUGGCUAAACCUGCCUGAUCUCC